AUGAUUCCCUCUAAAAUAAUCAAGAGAUAGGAAUAACUUAACUCAAAUUCAAUCUAAGAUGUUUCUCAAAUGAAAAAGGUACAAAGUAAUCUAAUGUUGGUAUCUAAAGCAAGUAGUUUACCAAAAUAGUUUGAAAAGAAUGAGAAAUUAAAAACCACAGGAAAUAAAAUGGAAUCUUUUAAGCAUUCCAAAAAUAACUCUAUGAAUCAUUUAUCAACAACUGAGAACACUAAAAUCAUAGAUUCUAUCCAAAAUGUUUCAUCCAUUUAUAUUACUAACAAAACGGAAGAAAUCUAACUCAGAAAUGAGAUCCAUCUUAAAGCUUUAAUCAUUGCGGAUUUAAAUAAAAACAUUGCUUAAUUAUAAUAGUAAAAUGCAACCUACUAAGUGACGAUUUCAUAACUGGAAAAAGACGUUUAAUAAUUAAAUUAAACUAUAGAAAAAAUGUGUGAAUAAUUGACUGACUCUAGUAAUGAAUUUAACAAAGAGAAUAAAAUGCUUUAAGAUUAAAUUACAAGCAAAGAUAAAAUCAUUAAGUUUUUCAAAGCUGAAAAUUAAUAAUUAUUAACUAUUAUUAAAUAAGGUUCUUAUAACAAAACUAAAAUAGAUAAAGAGAAUCAACCCAUUGUGACUUAAGCUAAUCAAUAAGAUUAAAUCAAUUAUCUAAAAGAUUAGAUUGAUCUCUAAAGAAAACAGUUUUAAUAAACUGAAGAUUCCCUUUAAAAACAAAUAACUGGACUGAACUUAUUUGUAAAUGAAUUAUUUCAAUAAUAAUCAUCAGACAGAUUAAACACUAAUAUAAGUAGUAGAAACGAAAAAGAUACGAGGAAUAGAAAACUAUCUUUAUAAUAUGAUAUGGAUUCAUUUUAAUCGUAAUUAUAGCAUCUUGAUAAAUAAAAACAUAAAUUAGAUCAUAAAUUUGAUAAUAUUUAAUGCAAUCUGAAUUAGUUAACUGAAAAACAAUUAAACUCUGUUUGUACUGACAAUACUCAAAAUACAAAAGAAAUUAUUAAACUAAAACAAAUAGUUUAAAUAUAAAAGAAAUAAAUUGAGCUACAACAAAAAACAAUACUAAAUCAACAUUUCGAAAUUCAAAAUUUAUAAACUCUACUUUAUAAAAAUGAUCAAGAUAGUGUAUCUAAGAGAAAAGAAAUAAAAGAAAUUCAGGAUGAUAUAAUAACUAAUGAAUUUACUAAUUCUCCAAAAGAUGAAAUUUAUCAUUUGAAUGACAGCUAAAGCGAGAUUAAACCCAAAUACUAUUUGGAUAGUAUAUAAAAUACAUUUUAGAAAUUCUAAGUAAUAACAGAAGAAAGCACUUUUAGAAGUUGA
This is a messenger RNA of Paramecium tetraurelia, 1329 nucleotides long. RefSeq lists its product as uncharacterized. Lineage: Eukaryota; Ciliophora; Oligohymenophorea; Peniculida; Parameciidae. The transcript is spliced from 2 exons. The record is from RefSeq and is a predicted model, not a curated record.